Molecule: messenger RNA, 1784 nt
Organism: Sodiomyces alkalinus F11
Lineage: Eukaryota; Fungi; Ascomycota; Sordariomycetes; Glomerellales; Plectosphaerellaceae
Exons: 5
Coding region: 400-1350 (316 amino acids)
Source: RefSeq, a predicted model, not a curated record
GUGGGUUAAGUUAAAGAGCUUCUCAGAGCUGGAUUGGACGGGCAGGACAACCUGGAAGGGUGCAAGAGGUUUAUAUAGGUCAGCCCUCGACUCUUUUCUCCUGUGCAUCCUGUGUUGGAUUCUUCCAUCUCGCGUUGUUGUCGGCCUUAAGAUCAUCUUCUCUUCUCAUCUCUGUUUUUGAAGCUCUUUGAUAUCACCGCCGGGAGGCUAAAUCGCCGUUAAUUUAUGCUUCCGAUUAAGCUCUAACUGCAUAUUUGCCGGCUGCUUCGAACCCGAAUUCCUGGUUUCUUCGCUGUUUCUUUCCACUAGGCUUCAUCACGCCAUUUCCUAGGUUCCUUCGCAAUACUCCAGUAUCAUCCCCCCGACCGUGUCCCUACCCGACUCUUCCCCUCCGAGACCAUGGCGAUAGGAUCCAUGUCCAGCAGUAAGAAGCCUAUCUUCUGCGCGACCCAUCCCAGGGCGUGUUCUACUGCUUUCGAGAGGGUCUUCAUGACCCGUCGGGAUGAGCUGUGUUCUGUGCACGAACCGUUUGGUGAUUCCUAUUAUUACGGCCCGGAACGCAUCAGCCCGCGAUAUGAUAACGAACCCGAGACAAGGGAGAAGACGGGCUUUGGCAAUACCACUUAUGCCGAUAUCCUGAAGUCCAUCGAAGAUGCCAGCGAUGGGGGUUCCAAGCGUGUCUUCAUCAAAGACAUGGCCUACUACCUCUUCCCACUCGAGGGACAACCUGCCAGAAUCGUUCCCUCGCUCUCUACAUACUCUGCCGCCAAUCAGGCCAAUAACCCCACGGUCAUCCCCAUCGACGUCCUACGCCGCUUUCAGUUCACCUUCCUCAUCCGACACCCUCGCCGCGCCGUCCCGUCGUACUACCGUUGCUGUGUCCCUCCGCUCAACGAGGUAACGGGCUUCAUCUUCGACCCCAAAGAGGCCGGCUACUCUGAGCUCCGUCGCCUCCUGGACUUCUUCGUCCGCGAGGGCUUGGUCGAUCGCUCCGACAUUGUUGUUGUAGAUGCCGACGAUUUGCUCGACCGCCCCGAGCCCGUAGUCCGGGCGUACUGUGAACGUGUCGGACUCGAGUUCACUGAUUCGAUGCUCAAUUGGUCUGAAGAGGACACCGCUUUCGCGGUGGAGCAGUUUGCCAAGUGGGAGGGGUUCCAUAACGACGCUCUGUCAAGUUCCAGCUUGAAGCCUCGGUCUCACGCUGCUGUAAGUAAAACCGUGACGAAAGAGUCGGAGGACGAGGAGUGGACCGAGAAGUAUGGUGAAGAGGGCGCAAAAAUUAUUCGAGAGACCGUCGACGCCAACGUUGCGGAUUACGAGUAUCUGAAAAGGUUCGCUCUUCAGGUAUAGAAUAGCGCCCGUGUGUUAAUUUUCUUCCUUUUGCCUCUCUCCUUUGAGGCAUGUGUUUCAGUCACCAGUACCCACUUCUGCAGAGCAACGCCUGGAGAGUAUGGAGUAUCGUGGUUAUGGAGGAUGGGGAUGAUGUUUUUGUUUGGGGGAUUGACAGUAAAGAGAAACGGCUUUCACGACUCUGAACAUUCCGGGAAAUAGCCCGUAACAUAAUCGGGGUAGAUAAAUCAUUGAUAUGGUACAGCAUAUUUUACAGCGGGGAAGUACCAGAUAGAUAGCCACGAUGCCGUGACCAUCUCAACUACAUGGUGAUAACACAAUUCCACAGCUCAAUAAGAGCCACGUGGAAAGGAAGAGGCCUGAAUGAGCGAAUGCCUCGAGGGCCCCCUCUAUCGCUUCCGAAAACAAAACAAAAAAAAACAUCGGUCCCGUCG